Messenger RNA from Drosophila guanche, 519 nucleotides. RefSeq lists its product as uncharacterized. Lineage: Eukaryota; Metazoa; Arthropoda; Insecta; Diptera; Drosophilidae. The transcript is spliced from 4 exons. The record is from RefSeq and is a predicted model, not a curated record. The coding region runs from base 1 to 519 and encodes 172 amino acids.
AUGAAUGCUCUGCGUUACUUUAUACUAAUUGCCAUGGGACCGAUCGCAAUAGGCGGAAACUUUGAGUUCAACAAUGUGCGCUGUCUCGUCCGCGAUCGGAAGUUCAUGGAAUUUGAUUACUGCUUUUUGAGAUCUGUGAAUCGCACCUUCAAAUACAUGUCAAUGAAAACCAAGCUGCACAAGCUUCCGAUUACCAACGCCGUGACCAGUCUCCAGGUAAGGAUGCGCGAGAACAAGCGUAUUCUGUACAACUUCGAUGUCCGCUUCGACGCCUGCAAGUUCCUGCGGGAUCGCAGCAACGUAAUUGUCAACUGGAUGUUCCAAACCUUUGCCGAAUUCUCGAACCUCAACCACACCUGUCCCUACCACCAUGAUAUCAUCUUGGAUAAGAUUCCCGUUCAGCAUAUAAACAAGAUCAUCCAGUCGGUAGUGCCGGAUGGCCGAUACUAUCUGAAUAGCACCUGGUCUGUAGACGGUAUUCCGCGUUGCGAUUUUGUUGUCUACUUUACCAAAAGCUAA